CCCCCCCCCAUCCGUGCGCAAUGCUGAGCGGACCGACACUCCGCGACCCGAUGGGACUCAUCGACGCGAGGCACCUUCCGCAGCUGAUGUCCCUGGAGGACCGAGAGCCCACCCUGGUGGGAGGGACCCUGGGGCCGCACAACGCCACGCCGCCCGGGGAGGAGGGGGCUCCGGGUCACCAGCACCAGUCCUUCCCCUGGGUGGCUACCCUGCUGGCCGGCGUCCUGAUCACGACCAUCGUGGUGGAUGUUCUCGGGAACCUACUGGUCAUCGUGUCCGUGUUCCGGAACAAGAAACUCAGAAAAGCAGGAAACGCCUUCGUGGUGAGCCUGGCUGUCGCCGACCUGGUGGUCGCCGUCUACCCUUACCCGCUGGUGCUGUCCGCCAUCUUCCACGACGGCUGGAUCGCCGGCUACCUCCACUGUCAGAUCAGCGGCUUCCUGAUGGGCCUCAGCGUCAUCGGCUCCAUCUUCAACAUCGCGGCCAUCGCCAUCAACCGCUACUGCUACAUCUGCCACAGCCUCAGGUACGACGCGCUCUUCUCCAACGGCCGCACCGCCUGCUACGUGGUGCUGGUCUGGGCGCUCACCGCCCUCGCCAUCGCGCCCAACUGGUUCGUGGAGUCGCUGCAGUACGACCCGCGGGUGUACUCCUGCACCUUCGCCCAGUCGGUCAGCCAGGCGUACACCAUCGCGGUGGUGGUGGUGCACUUCGUCCUGCCCAUCGCCAUCGUCAGCUACUGCUACCUGCGCAUCUGGAUCCUGGUCAUCCGGGUGAGGAGGCGGGUCAAGCCCGACUCGCGGCCCAAGAUCGGCCCCCACGACGUCCGCAAUUUCCUCACCAUGUUCGUGGUGUUCGUGCUCUUCGCCGUCUGCUGGGCGCCGCUGAACCUCAUCGGCCUGGCGGUGGCGCUGGACCCCGGGCUGAGCCGGGCGAUACCGGAGUGGCUUUUCACGGCCAGCUACUUCAUGGCGUACUUCAACAGCUGCCUCAACGCCGUGGUCUACGGCGUCCUGAACCACAACUUCCGGAAGGAGUACAAGAGGAUCGUCGUGAUCGUCUUCGGGUUCCGCUGCUGAAAGCCGGGCCAGAAGGGGUCCGGGCCCUCGUUGUUGAGCUUCGUGCCGUUAGAGAUAAAAUGUUCUUGAGUAGCUGGAGGUGAAGAGGAGGACGACAGGUGGAGGAGAGAGACACACAAGUGAAAUGAACGAUACCAUCCAGUUAUCGGUGAGGCCUUCAGGGAACUCGACAGACUUUGCAGAGGGAGUAACUCAGUAAUGCAGCUUGUCAAACCUCCUUUUGGUUAUAAAGACAUUACUUACUGUUCACAUUUUUAAAAAAGUGUGUCAUACUGUCAUUUGUUGUUGGGUUUUACAAACAUUCUUAUUUUCUUCCCUUUCAUUUAUUUUAAUGCAUUAAGUGAUCUUUGAACAACUUUUGGGAACUUUUUUAAAAGGAUUGGGAAGGACCAAUGCUGAUGCUGCUCUGAACAAAGGUGCUUUUUCUCCCCCAAAAAAGAACUUAUUGAAUAGAAUAACAAAUCUGUGCUUUUUGGAAAUAAUAAUUAUGUACUUUUGAAUCAAGGAAUGAUCAAAAAGGUUAAAAGGUGACCCACUAAAACCUAAUAGAGGCAGAGAAUCUCCUUGGCUUUAGUCCCUGUGUUGAUCACUUAAAAAGCCCAACUCUCACUGGGACAAAGACAACGAUGAAAAGACCCAAGGACACAAUUCAUGCUUCAAUUCAGCUGCAAAAAGGACAUGUGAGACUUGGAGAUAUUUAAACAUUAUCUCAAAGGAAUAUAUGCUUUAUGGCACCCGUUGAGUCAAGCUGAGAACAAAAACAACGCCCUCACGUUGUUUGGGGUAAAUGGGGGGGGCUUUUGUUGCAGCACAUGGCUUACUAAUCGUGCCAUAGUCUCAUGUCCAACGUGUUGACACAAACGUUUUAUUAAGCAAUGCUAAAAACAUGCACCAGUUUGCACACCGCAGAAAUGAAACAAAGGGACAAACCUCGAGGUUGCAGGAUGUUCAUGGAUGUGACCCUGGUCCCACUACCUUUUCGUUCCUGGGGUGCACGGCCUCGCAGCCAUCGAGACUCUACGGACGGUUCUUGAUGUGGACGAGGAGUCGGAAGUUCAGGACUCGACGGUUGGUACCAACACGUGGGGCGGACACCUCCGGUCGGUGGUGUCUAGUCUUUCAUCCUGCGGGAACUUUCACACCUCGUCAGCCGCUUUUAUCUGGGACAAAAACACCUCUGAAGACUUUUUUCCUCGCACCUGGAGGUGUCCGUGUUUUCAGACACUUGUAAACCCGAAAACAGAAAACACGACAUCGCUGCCGUUCAGAAGCAAUACCCUUUCAUUUCAACCUUUGCAAAAAGCACUUAAUUACACAUUAAAAACACCCUCAAAUAGUGAAUAGAUUCACUUCACACUGAACAUUUGAUUAUCCAAACUCAAGAAUGACGCAACGUUAUGACGUCCUGGAGAGUAUUUCGACCGCGUCACUGUGGCUCGCUGCUGUAGAGCGGCGGCCGAAGGUUUCUGGCGAGAAAGCGGGUGUCUCCACUGUGCAUCACGCUGGCUGCUCUGGGACCAGUUGGACCGCAGAGGCGUCGGAGUGGGAAUGUGUGUAAAAUGUCGCCGCUCCCAAAACGUAAAAAAAAAAAAAAAAAAAAAACGAAAAUGGCUCUUUUGUUUGUCAUUACGUAGACGGCCUUCACUGGAUCAUUUGGAGGCCAAAUGGAUUCAAGCAGGACACUAAAAGUAGAGCACAGCACAGCACGAGAGCUUUUCUUUGACGGAGCCAGGUCAGUUGUCUCCGUGCUUCCUGUCUUCGUGCUAAGCUAACCAUCUAAAGGUCACGUGUUCGCUAUACAGAACUGGGCAUUCAUCAUCGAUCUAAACAGAGCGCUUCCACAAUCUAUAUAUUCAAUAAAUUGAGUCGUCGGUGACAAGCCAACAUGGAAUUUUGUACAAAUCCUUAAAUUAAAGCAAUAGUUUGGGAUUAGCACAAAGACUGGAAGGGGAGGGAUACAGCUCAGAUAUGUUAAAAAUAAAUCUUUAGUUUCAACUGCAUAAAUGACAAGAUUUACAUAUUGAAAUAAAGUUAUUGAAAUAUAUUGAAACAAGGGAUAUAGAUGUCUCUAAACUUG
Messenger RNA from Pungitius pungitius (ninespine stickleback), 3156 nucleotides. RefSeq names its product melatonin receptor type 1A like (gene mtnr1al). Gene Ontology annotation, biological process: G protein-coupled receptor signaling pathway. Gene Ontology annotation, molecular function: melatonin receptor activity. Lineage: Eukaryota; Metazoa; Chordata; Actinopteri; Perciformes; Gasterosteidae. The transcript is spliced from 2 exons. The record is from RefSeq and is a predicted model, not a curated record. The coding region runs from base 21 to 1079 and encodes 352 amino acids. Gene Ontology annotation, cellular component: plasma membrane.